AUGAAGGGCAAUCCGAUCGAAACCUUGAAGGCGACGAAGAACCAGGCGAAGUCGUUGAUGUCGGUGAGGUGGUCAGCAGUACGUACACCGUUGAAGCAGGAGGAAUUCGGGCAGGCGGAGCGGUAUCUAUUACGAGCGGUUCAGGCCGAAGCGUUCGGGGAUGAGUUGAAAACCUUGUUGAAGAAUCGAAACAGACCUACGAGUGAGUGGAUAGUCUUGGAGAAGUCGAGCCCACUGUACAAGUUGACGCCACUAGUCGACGAAAACGACGUGAUUCGGAUGGAAGGACGUACGGAGAAAGCCGAAUUGUUACCAUUCGAUCUGCGCUUUCCGGUGAUUCUACCGAAAGACCACCAUGUGACGGAGUUGAUCGUGCAGCACUACCACGAACGCUUCGGGCACGGUUAUCGAGAAACGGUUAAAAACGAGAUUCGGCAGCGGUUCUACAUUCCAAAGGUCGGUACGGUGGUGUACAAAGUAUCGAAAGCGUGUCAGUGGUGUAAAGUCCAUCAUAGUCGUCCACGGGUGCCGAGGAUGGCAGCUUUACCGGUACAGCGUUUGCAACCCUAUCGGCGACCGUUCAGUUUCACCGGAAUAGACUACCUCGGCCCAGUUAACGUUACGGUAGCGCGUCAUAGCGAAAAGCGCUGGAUAGCCGUGUUCACCUGUUUCGUGACACGCGCUGUUCACCUGGAAGUGAGUGCUAGCCUGACCACACAGUCGUGUUUGAUGGCUAUUCGUCGCUUCAUGCAUCGUAGAGGGCCACCGCAAGAGUUCUUCUCCGACAACGGGACUAACCUGAAAGGUGCAAGCAAGGAGCUGACAGGGAUGAUCAACGAUAUCAACAGCGACUGCGCGGACGAGUUAACCGACGCGCGGAUGCAGUGGUCAUUCAACCCACCAGCUGCCCCCCACAUGGGUGGGGUAUGGGAGCGAUUGGUCAGAUCGGUUAAGGAGGCGUUGGAAGCAUUGAACGACGGGAAGCGGUUGACAGAUGAAAUUCUACACACGUCAGAAACAGCAGCAGAAGAUAUGAUUAACUCGAGGCCGCUGGUGUACGUUUCGCAGGAGACAGUUGAGGCAGAAGCACUCAGUCCGAACCACUUUCUGCGAGGUGUUUCACCGAACGAGCCACAGAUGGUUCCCCCUCCACCGCACCCUGCUGAAGUGUUGCGGGAUGCAUAUAAGCGUUCGCAAGAGUUGGCGCAGGAGAUGUGGGGCCGAUGGAUCAAGGAGUACGUGCCGUCGUUGAACCAGCGGUCGAAAUGGCACGGUGAAGCGAGAGUGCUGAAGAAAGGCGACCUAGUCUACGUAGUCGAGGGGUCCAAGCGAAGAUCCUGGGUACGUGGAAGAAUCGAGGAGGUCAUCCCGGCGAGUGACGGCCGCGUUCGGCAGGCCUUGGUCCGGACGAGCAGUGGUUUGUUUCGGCGAGCUGUGGCGCAGUUGGCUGUGAUCGAGGUUGGCGAAGAAGAUGGUGGUAAAGCCAGACCGGAAGUGGCCUCCGGACUAGGUUUACGGGCCGGGGAAAUGUUGGGAGCACUGCACUGA
Messenger RNA from Sabethes cyaneus, 1548 nucleotides. RefSeq lists its product as uncharacterized. Gene Ontology annotation, biological process: DNA integration. The coding region runs from base 1 to 1548 and encodes 515 amino acids. The transcript has a single exon. Gene Ontology annotation, molecular function: nucleic acid binding. The record is from RefSeq and is a predicted model, not a curated record. NCBI's taxonomy places the organism in Eukaryota, Metazoa, Arthropoda, Insecta, Diptera, Culicidae.